AGAACUCUACAUUUACUCAGUCACAGAUCUCACAAUUUAUUCAAUCAAUUGUCAAGUAGCCUAUGAAGAGCAAUCGACGUCACUUUUAUAGCCAAGCUGUACUAGUGUAUGUCAGAAAUCGUCUCACGUGUGUCUUUUAAUUCCUAACAGUCAACAGUUUCUUGCUUUUAUGUGCGUUCCUCAGCUGUCUUGGAGUUUCACGCAAACAGAGCGUUCAAGCGCGUGCAUGUGCGUGCGCGUUCGUGCGUGCGGCUGUGUUAAAGAUGCGGCAGGGAAGAUAUACUGAUAUUUCCUGAUAUUUCCUGUCACAUUAGGGCAAAUACUAUUUAUGUUCUCCCACACACUGCUGCAGAAUAUGAUUUGUGUGAUGGUUUUGCUGCGUUUAUGUCUGUGUCAUCUGACCGGUGUGUUUGGUGUUGAUCCAGAUGAAGUGAAGUCAGUGAUGGAGGGACAUUCUGUUACUCUACACACUGAUACUGAACUACACACACAUGAUGUGAUCGAGUGGAUGUUUGGUGUUCAGAGUCCAGAUGAGAUUAUAGCUGAACUGAACAGAGAAGCCAAUAUAACAUCAUUUAUUAAUGAGAGAUUGAAGAAUCAUGUAGAGAUAGAUGCUCAGACUGGAUCUCUCAUCAUCACAAACAUCACAACUCAACACACUGGACUUUAUAAAGCUGAGAUCACCAGAAAAUCUUCUGUUGUCACCAGACACUUCAAAGUUACUGUCUAUGAAAAAAGUUACCCCGAGUUGUGGUUCACCAACCAUAAACAUCAGUUAAUUGUGAUCUCUUGUACUGUUGGACCUCUGAUGAUCGUGGCUGCAGUUCUGACGUUCUGGAUUUGCAGUAAACACAGACAAAGACAGCAAGAUGUUGCAGAAACAGUUCAGACCAGCGAAGAGGAGAUCACAUAUGCAGAUCCAACAUUUUGCCAAAGACAAAAACAUACAACGGUGAGUUCAUUCACGACUCAGUUUGUCACAAUCUGCUUUGUUGCACACAAGGGCUGAGGACGCAUACACAGCUUAAGUUAGUUGAUAAUCCUGAACCAUAAACUAGCAAAAGAGAAAAGGUCAUACACCAGUCCAAAUACAAGGCACAGGGCAGAAAACAGACUAAUAAUAAAAGAGAAUCAUUCCUGAGCUCAAUAAGGGAGUUUGAUGAUUGUGUGUGUUUGUUGUGUGUGUCUGUCAGAGAUGUGCGGUGGAGGAUGAUGUGGUGUAUGCAGGAGUCAUGAGAAGAUGAUCAAUUCCCUAUGAGUGAUGGUCUAAUAACAGUAUUUCUGACUGUUUUGCAAAUGUUUUUAUUUGUUUUGUGAGAUUUAAAUGUUCUUUCUUGAAUGUGGAUUUAGACAAAAGAUUCACACAUACAGUAUUAUGUUACAGUAAACUGUAAGGCCUAGUUUGUGUUAUCAGAUGUAUUGUAUUUAUGUCAUUGUUACAGCUCCAGUGAAUUGUGAUUAACAGUGUCAGAGGCAAUGCCAACACUUCACUUUGUUGAUUAUUAUCAAUAAAGUGUCUUUAUGAGCACACGCAUUACAUGUACAACACUUUUAAGUUUAUUGGUAGGUGUGUGUGUGUGUGUACUGGUAUUCAUCCCUGUGUGGGGACCCAAUGUUAUAUCAGUAGAUUUUGAACUUGUGGGGACAUUUUUAGGUCCCCAUGGGGGAGAACAGCUUAUAAAUCAUACAAAAUGAUAUGUAUUGCAAAUGUAAAAAUGCAGAAAGGUUCGUGUGAUUAUUAGGUUUAGGUGCUGGGGUAGGGGAUAGAAUAUAUCAUAGGCCUGAUAUAAAAUCAAUGGAAGUCUAUGGAAUGUCCCCAUAAAACAUGGAAACAAGUGUGUGUGUUGAAUCAACAGCCAAUUUACAAUAGUAAGUCACCACCAGUUAGGUAGGACACCCCCAUUUACGAAGACAGUCUCACACCACUCAUAGAUGCAGAUCAACCCGAUCAAAUCCUGUAAGAGUGUCAGGGGAGAGCGAGAACAACAGAAGCAACACAUAAGGGGCAGUUGUGGCCUAAUGGUUAGAGAGUCGGACUCGUGACCAGAAGGUUGCCGGUUGGAUUCUCAGGGCCGGCGGGUAACCACUGAGGUGCCCUUGAGCAAGGCACCUUACCCCUACUUGCUCCCCGGGCGCUGCAGUGAUAGCUGCCCACUGCUCCGGGUGUACGUGUGGUCACUACUCUCUGGAUGAAUUACAUGCAGAGGACAAAUAGGUCACUUUCACAUGUACGCAUGGAAACACAAACACAAUAGUGUUUGAGAGUUAAAGAUAUUCUGCUCCCUAUUGAGGGCGUUUCCUCUCUUGCAAGUAAAUGCCCAUUUUUGCCUGAUUUCAAUGCAAAUGAUGUCUUCAUGUGGAUAAAGUUUAGUGGGUAUUUAAAGAAAGCUGUAUUUCUCCAUCGUCAGGUAUGCCUCUUAGACUUUUGAGUGAUUUUUGUUUUUUAUUUUAGUGUACAUGUAUUUUAGGAUCAGCUCAAAAUAAAUAUAAAUACACCAGAUUUCCUUCUCAACUUUCAUGUGUCCUUGUGUUCUCUCAGUCUUUCGCAUUGCUGUGACUUCAUGUCAGUCCCGAGGUUUGAUUCUGUUGCACUUCAACAGCCACUGGAUCAAAAUCAACAAACACAACACAAAGAAUGACUGAGAAAACGGGUGGAAUGAAACAGGUGGAAUUGGUUAAACAAUGAGUCCAAGCAAUGACUUAUGGGAAAUGUAGUGUGAAUGAUAGUCUGGGUGUUGAUAAGAGUGCCCUCUGGUGGAGCAUGAAGGGCACUGCAGCUGGUAACUGUGACAAGAUGAUGUGAAUGAAUGAGCUUUCAUUUGUUUUGAGUUUAAAUAUCAACGUUGUAAUAAUUAUCACUUAAUGUGAA
Triplophysa rosa is the source of this 2869-nucleotide messenger RNA. RefSeq lists its product as uncharacterized. The coding region runs from base 329 to 1009 and encodes 226 amino acids. The transcript has 4 exons. The record is from RefSeq and is a predicted model, not a curated record. Lineage: Eukaryota; Metazoa; Chordata; Actinopteri; Cypriniformes; Nemacheilidae.